Molecule: messenger RNA, 237 nt
Organism: Paramecium octaurelia
Lineage: Eukaryota; Ciliophora; Oligohymenophorea; Peniculida; Parameciidae
Source: the annotation of a GenBank genome assembly
AUGGGAUGUUCAAUAAAUAAGAAUUUAUCUUCCUCUAAAUAGACUACUAAUACGAAGAUCACAAACGAUAACUUCGAGGAAUACUUAAAGAGCGUGGGCUCAUUAGCAGAAUCCUACGAAAUACGAAGAGCAAAGGUCUCUUAUUAAUUAUAAAAAAAUCCCAUAAUUCAAAGGAGAAUGAACAAAUCCAAAGAAAAACUUGAUGAAACUUGUUAGGACAAGAUGUUUUUAAACUGA